Molecule: messenger RNA, 2088 nt
Organism: Esox lucius (northern pike)
Lineage: Eukaryota; Metazoa; Chordata; Actinopteri; Esociformes; Esocidae
Gene: c8a
Product: complement component 8, alpha polypeptide
Exons: 11
Coding region: 69-1913 (614 amino acids)
Biological process (GO): immune response
Cellular component (GO): membrane attack complex
Molecular function (GO): protein binding
Source: RefSeq, a predicted model, not a curated record
UCUGUCUGAUGGCAUUGCUCGCACUUUCCCCAGGAUGACAAAUAUCACUCGUCUAAACAAAGAUUAAUAUGAGCUCCUUUUCAGCAAGGAGUUGUUUAAUUUUCAAUAUGAAUGUACUGAUAUGUGCUUUUUUGGGCUCCUCCAUUCUCCUAGUUUUGAAUGACUCCCUCUGUGUAGAAGCAAUGAAGAGACCGUUGAAUAUGGCUGAAAAUAGGGAAGGGCAAUCUGCUAUGAGGAGGGUCAGGAGUGUAGACAAACCAAAUCCGAUCAACUGUAAGAUGAAAAUGUGGUCAUCAUGGACCCCUUGUAACUCCUGCACAGACAAGAAGUAUCGUUUCCAAUACAUGGAGAAGGCAUCCCAGUUUGGAGGGACACAAUGUCUGGAUAGUCAGUGGCAACAGCAUACGUGCCCAGCUGCGCAGUCAGCAUGUUUGGUACCAGACUUCUGUGAGGAAACCUUUACCUGCAAUAGUACAGGUCGCUGUGUGAGUCAGGAGCUUCGCUGUAACGGUGAAGCAGACUGUCAGGACCUGUCUGAUGAGAUGGACUGUGAGCAGAUCAACUACAGAAAGGACAAAUGUUCCUCUCUACUUUCCAUCCCCGGGGCUAGCCGUGCCACUCAGGGCUAUAACAUACUGACAGGGGAAUUUGUGGAUCAAAUUCUUGAUCCAGAAUAUUAUGGAGGGAAGUGUGAAUAUGUCUACAAUGGAGAAUGGAGAAAACUCAUGUAUGAUGCCUUCUGUGAGAAUCUACAAUAUAAUGAGGAUGAGAAAUAUUACCGGAAACCCUACAACUUUCAUUCAUACAGAUUUGUGGCUGAGGCUACCUCUGAAGGCUCUUCAGAGUACUAUGAAGACAUGGCCACGUUCGUGAAGGCCAGAAAGACAGAACAUGCUUUUAAUAUGGGUUUUUCUGUUGGUAUUCAGCGUGUGGAAGUUGGAGUGUCAGGAAAUGUAGAAACCGAGUUUCUAAACAAUUUAACAAAAUACACCAGUGAGGACCAUGGCUUUGUCCGGUUGCUGUCUAAGGUUCAGACAGCCCACUUUAAGAUGAGGAGCGAAGGUCUGAUGCUUCAUGAAGACAUGUACCAAUCCCUAAUGGAGCUUCCUGAGGAGAGCUAUGAUUUUGGCCUGUACUCUCGCUUCAUCAACAAUUUUGGAACACACUAUAUCACCCAGGGCAUUAUGGGAGGGACACUGGAGUACGUGUCAGUCCUCAACAAAGUGGCCAUGAAAACCUCAGAAAUCAAUGCAAAACAAGUCAGAAGGUGUUUGGGUGCAUCUCUCGGUAUAAGCAGUCCUCCAAGCCAGACGGAACAGGUAAACGUUGGAGCAAAACUUAACAUCAAAAGAUGCAAAGCCAUUGGAUCUUACAGCAAAGAUGAUGUCGGCAAAUCCAGUUUAAUUAAGGAUAUUGUGACGCUGGUGAAGGGGGGCAGUACAGGAAGUAGUGCGGGUCUGCUGCCUGUCAAGGACUCUGACACAUACAGGAAGUGGGGCCUUUCCCUCAAGUACAACCCAGCACUCAUUGAGUAUGAGACUUUGCCCAUAUUUGAGUUGGUGCGUCUCAGCACAUCAAAGGACCAUGUGGGGAAACGUCUGACCCACCUGAGAAGGGCUUGGGAGGAGUACCUGCUCCAGUUCAACUCCUGUCGCUGUUCCCCCUGCUGGCACAAUGGCAUCCCUGUCCUCACCCAGACCUCCUGCCACUGUAUGUGCAAGGAGGGCUUUAGAGGGGAUGCCUGUGAGGAGACCCACAGGCAAGGUUCGACCACGGAUGGAGCCUGGAGCUGCUGGGGGGCAUGGUCUUCCUGUCAAUCAGGAAGUAAGACACGCAGAAGGUCAUGUGACAACCCCCGGCCAGAUGGAGGUGUAGCCUGCCUGGGGCCCUCCUCCCAGAAUCAAUACUGCUGAAGUAAUGGAAUGGCCAAUGGAAUACGAGUCACAUUACGACUGGGGGCAGAGAUUCCAACAAUACCCCAAGUGAAGUGAAGGGAAUCCCAAUGAUACCAACUCUGUUUUCUCAUCUGGUCACACAAGUUGAUGGUCAAUAUGUUUGUAUUUAGAAAUAAAAACAUGUACAACAAUA